Messenger RNA from Penicillium cataractarum, 657 nucleotides. RefSeq lists its product as uncharacterized. Bases 1 to 657 code for a protein of 218 amino acids. The record is from RefSeq and is a predicted model, not a curated record. Lineage: Eukaryota; Fungi; Ascomycota; Eurotiomycetes; Eurotiales; Aspergillaceae. The transcript is spliced from 2 exons.
AUGUCAUCAAUAUCCUGGCCAGCCUACUUUGCCGCCGAACGCACAACCUUCCAACGCGACAUGCGCACGAUAAUCAAAAUCCUCCAAACCCCCGACGACAACAACGAACGCCUCGACUUCUGCCACCAAAUCGCAAACCGCUCCUCCUUCCCCGGCUCAAUGACCAACCUCCUGGACGCGGUCAAAACCGCCGAAUCAACCAAAGAACACCUCGCCCAGCGCCAUCUCACCGCAAACAUCAAAUGCCUGACAAACAUGUUCAUCGACAACCCCAAAGAAGGACGCAGUAAAUGUUUCCGGUCCCGGUUGAUUACUAUCCUCGGCUAUUGCAGACGGCUUUGUGAGCAGCUCCGGGAUAUCAGGGAUCCGUGGAGGGCGGAGAGGGUCGCGGAUGCGUUGGAUUUGGUUGUUUUGCAGGUUGGGCGGUUGACGCUUGAUGGGGAUGUCGUGGGUGAUCGGGAGGCGCUGAAGGCGGAGAAGGUUGCUAAAGAGAAGGAGAGGGUGUUUAAGAGGCAGAGUAAGAGGAAGGAGUCGGCCGAGUUGGAGGAGUUGAGAUUGGUUUGGAAUGCGUUGCAGUUUCAGGGUCUUGGGAAGGGUGGGUGUUCGUGUAAGCCUUGUGUGGAGCUUGAGUCUAAAGUCAAGUCGUCGAGAAAGUGA